Messenger RNA from Cebus imitator (Panamanian white-faced capuchin), 1551 nucleotides. Its product is annotated as prosaposin receptor GPR37-like. Lineage: Eukaryota; Metazoa; Chordata; Mammalia; Primates; Cebidae. Gene Ontology annotation, cellular component: plasma membrane; signaling receptor complex. Gene Ontology annotation, biological process: positive regulation of MAPK cascade; adenylate cyclase-inhibiting G protein-coupled receptor signaling pathway. The transcript has a single exon. The annotation marks the transcript as partial. Gene Ontology annotation, molecular function: prosaposin receptor activity; G protein-coupled peptide receptor activity. The record is from RefSeq and is a predicted model, not a curated record.
UUUGUUUUCUUUUUUGAUGCUUACAGUGGUUCAGCUGACGUCCUGAGCUCAGUUACCCCUGUCUCAUUUAGAAAACCGUUCUGUCUCUCUCUUAUUUCUAUUUAUGUAUACAUUUAUUUAUUUUACUGUUUUGCCAAUCUGCAUGUACUUCCUAGUGCUUUGAUCUUUCAGGAAACACCGGGAAUAAGUGUCUUCUCUGUCCCCCCACAGGUCGCUUCCCUGGGAGUCACUACCUUCACCUUAUGUGCUCUGUGCAUAGACCGCUUCCGAGCUGCCACCAACGUGCAGAUGUACUAUGAAAUGAUCGAAAACUGUUCUUCAACAACUGCCAAACUUGCUGUUAUAUGGGUGGGAGCUCUACUGUUAGCACUUCCAGAAGUUGUUCUCCGCCAGCUGAGCAAGGAGGAUUUGGGGUUUAGCGACCGAGCUCCGGCAGAAAGGUGCAUUAUUAAGAUCUCUCCUGACUUACCGGACACCAUCUACGUUCUAGCCCUCACCUACGACGGUGCGAGACUCUGGUGGUAUUUUGGCUGUUACUUUUGUUUGCCCACGCUUUUCACCAUCACCUGCUCUCUGGUGACUGCAAGGAAAAUCCGCAAAGCAGAGAAAGCCUGUACCCGAGGGAAUAAGCGGCAGAUUCAGCUAGAGAGCCAGAUGAACUGUACUGUAGUGGCACUGACCAUUUUAUAUGGAUUUUGCAUUAUUCCUGAAAAUAUCUGCAACAUUGUUACUGCCUACAUGGCUGCAGGGGUUUCGCAGCAGACAAUGGACCUCCUUAAUAUCAUCAGCCAGUUCCUUUUGUUCUUUAAGUCCUGCGUCACCCCAGUCCUCCUUUUCUGUCUCUGCAAACCCUUCAGUCGGGCCUUCAUGGAGUGCUGCUGCUGUUGCUGUGAGGAAUGCAUUCAGAAGUCUUCCACAGUGACCAGUGAUGACAAUGACAACGAGUACACCACGGAACUCGAACUCUCGCCCUUCAGCACCAUCCGCCGAGAAAUGUCCACCUUUGCUUCUGUUGGAACUCAUUGCUGAAGGGCGGUACUUGGUUGGGUCAUUUUAUUUGUUUGAUUUUCAUAUCCUGUGAAAGUUUUUAAUUCCUAUUUUUCCUUAUAGGGAAAAAUGCAAAAAAGAAAUAAUAAAGAAAUAUUAACUGCUGUAGAACUGAUUUUACAAAUUAAUAUUUGUGCUUUGAAAAAAGUUUCUAUUUAGUUAUUUAAGAAGAAUGAGAAGGUCAAUAGUUUUAGAUGAUUUUAUCUGGUACGGUGCUAAUAUUUUAUUUGAAAAAAGUUACUGCAACUUAACUUAAAAUUCCUAACAUCUUUUCUUCUUUUAAAAACACAAUUAUUGUAUAUUGAUUAUAGCCAUGUGAUUUUGUAGGUUAUUUUAUAUUUGAGUUGUGAUUGAAAGUAUACUGUAUAUGGUAUUGUGAGAUGAUUUGUACUUGGAAGCAUUCACAAAGUAGCACCAAAUAAAUUACACUUUAUUCUUUAAUGUCAUUGUCAAUCUACUUUUAACAAAUAUUCAAUAAAUCUUCUAAUUGCCUUAAAGAUCCAA